Cheilinus undulatus (humphead wrasse) is the source of this 3911-nucleotide messenger RNA. RefSeq names its product NRDE-2, necessary for RNA interference, domain containing (gene nrde2). Gene Ontology annotation, biological process: negative regulation of RNA catabolic process; regulatory ncRNA-mediated post-transcriptional gene silencing. Gene Ontology annotation, molecular function: protein binding. The coding region runs from base 53 to 3691 and encodes 1212 amino acids. The record is from RefSeq and is a predicted model, not a curated record. Lineage: Eukaryota; Metazoa; Chordata; Actinopteri; Labriformes; Labridae. The transcript has 19 exons. Gene Ontology annotation, cellular component: catalytic step 2 spliceosome.
CUUUUCGAGUGACGUCAUAAGCGUGCGACUGUUUUGACGCGACUUUACUGUCAUGGCUCUUUUUCCAGCUUUUGCUGAAGAAGCGGCCAACAAGGUUGAAGAUUCGUCCAAAGAAUUAGACUGGCUGAAAAAUAAGAGUUUUAAGACUGGAGAUGCCCUCUCUCUUCAUAAUCGGCUUGUUGAGAAGACCAUCGACAGGCACAACCAGAAGGAAUCGAGUGUUGAUAAAUAUGUAAGCUCUGCAGAGCAGAGCGAAGAAGAAAAGAGCCAUGUGCCAUCUAAGAAGAAAAAAAAGAAAAGUGAAAAAAAGAAGAAAAAGAAGAAAAAACACAAAAAGAAAAGCGGAAGGUAUUCUGACAGCAGCGGCUCUGACUCUGAAACCAUUUAUCCCAGUGACCUCAAGAGGGAGGAAGAGGAAGAUGGUCCCCAGUCCUCUCCGUUGGGAAGUCUUUUCUCCUGGUUGGAUGACCUCCAGACACCCACAGAGCAGCUCUUCUGUGUUGACCGUAAAGCAGAUCCAGCCAACUGGACGUACAAGUCCCUCUACAGAGGAGAUGUUGCCAAGUAUAAGAGGAAAGGAAGCUCAUCGCUGGGUCUGGUCCCUCACAGACAGGGAGUAAGUUGGGAGGACUCGGAGUCAAACAGGAAACAGAAAGGUGGAGACAAGAAAAAAGCAUCAGACAGAUACUUUUCUACAAUCAGUCGCCAGAUGCUGAGGUCAGAGCCUCCUGUUCCUGCAAUACCAACUGUUCCUGAGAGCAGCAGUGAUAUAAAGCCUACCUCUUUCCUCCCACUGGGUGAUGAUGAGGAGAAAAAAGGAGGGCAGAUGGUUGGCAGAGUGCAGACAUCAUUUGUCAAUCCCCUUGGUGUCUAUGACUCGUCCACGGCGCUUUGGCUGCAAGGGAAAGGACAGCAGGACCAGACAGAAGAACAGAAGCAGGAAACACAGACUGAGCAUGGUGCUACGCCUUCAACCGGGAGGACUGAGGAGUUUAACAGGCGACUCAGAGAGCAGCCAGCAGACACACAACUAUGGAUAGAAUUUAUAAGAUACCAGGAGGAGCUGAAUGCUACAGUGUUUGGAGGUGAAGAGGAGCGACAACAGGGCAGUGAUUUGGCUGAGCGUCGCAAGUCUUCUUACAGAGCAGUCCUGGAGAAAAAGCUGAGCAUUGCAGAGCGCGCAGUCGCCACAAACCCAACCUGCAUCGAACUACAACUAGAGAGGCUCAGUAUUUGUCAGGAGCUGUGGGAGCCCUCACUUCUGGCUAAAGAAUGGAAGAAACUGGUGUUUGUACACCCAAACAGUGCCCCCCUGUGGAGAAAGUAUCUGCUGUUCACCCAGAGCUACUUCAGCAACUUCACUGUGUCGAAGGUGAACUCUGCCUAUGGGAAAUGUCUCAGUACGCUUGGUGCUGUGCGUGAUGGCAGCAUGGUCUCUCAUCCGGCUCUGCCAGGGAUCGAGGAGGAUAUGUUGGAUAUUUUCACCCUGCAGUGUCACUUCCUGCGCCAAGCUGGUCACUCAGAAAAGGCCAUUGCUUUGUUUCAGGCCAUGAUUGACUUUACUUUCUACAAACCUGACAGUGUACGAAAAAUGUCCACUAAGCAGCAGGUUGAAUUCUUUGAGCCAUUUUGGGACAGCGGGGAGGCGCGAGUAGGAGAGCUUGGGGCCAAAGGUUGGAAGGCUUGGAUGCAACAACAAGAGCGGGGAGGAUGGUUAGAGCCCAGUGCAGAGGAGGAUGAAGAUGAGGAAGAGGAGGAGGAGGAGGUAAAGGAUCGAAGCCAGCCAAGAUGGAGAAUCUGGCUGGAUGUGGAGUCAUCUCGGGAAGCAGACCACUGGCUGCCCUGGAGGCCUGACAAAGCCAAGGGUCAAUCAGAAGAAGACUGUGAGGACCCUGACAGACAGGUGUUGUUUGACGACAUCGGUCCAUCCCUUAUUUGUUUGUCUUCACCCGAGCUCCAGUUCCGUCUUCUUCUCCGUUUCUUCUCAUUCCUGGGGCUGCCUGUUGACUCCAUGCUCUCCGCUGCCCCCUGCCAGCCUGGCCUGCUCCUGGAGAACCUUUCUCUCCUUACUCAGGGGAACGAGCAGUGCCGCCCUCUGACCUCUGGUGAUCUACCUGACCUUGGUGUAAACUCUGUGGGUCACAUGACCACUCUCCGGGGAACAAGAAAGUGCGCAGGGCUGGGAAAACAGGGGGAAAGGUUUGUUACCAAUGUUUUCAGGAUGGUCCAACCUGUUCUUCCUGCCCAGCACCGAGCCAUCCUGUCUCUCAGCUGGAUGCAGUAUGAGAAGCUUAAGGUUUUGCGCUGCCUUUGUGGCAGCAACAAAAAGCGCCUUCGCUCUCAAGGCAAGAGCAGUAAACGCAUUGCCAAGCAACUUCUCAAGGAACCAGACAACCGCUCUUCAUUGGUGCUUUGGCGGGAGUACGCCCACCUGGAAUGGAUGCUGGGCAAUUUUGAUGAGGCUCGCAAAGUUUUCUCCACGGCCUGUGCAUUAGGGGGAGCCAAAGGGCUGAGGAGCCCUUCCCUCUGUGAGCUGUGCCUGCUGUGGGCCCAGCUGGAAGUGGAGGAUGGGGAGGGUUCACAAAAAGAAGGCCACUCUGAUGUCACCAUGUCUCCAGCUGUAAGCUUGUUAACCAGGCUAGCAGAGGGAAGCUUUUCAUCACAGUCAUCCCCGUCAUCACAGACUCUUUCUACAGUCUCCAUCCUGAAAGCCAGGAAGUCUUAUGAGCAGACUUUGACAGCUGGCUUGACAGCCCUCGAUGAAAACAUCCAAAACUUUGUGGUCAACAGAGAAGGUGAAGAGGACCUGCUAGGGCAGAAGCUGAGGCUGAGAGGCCUGGUGGGCUGCUACGCCCUGUUCCAGUACCUCACCAUGGGCAUCCAAGCAGCCAAUGCCAUUUACAACCAGGCUAGAGAGAAGAUGGAAGAUCUUCACUGCACAGUGACAGAGGAUAAACCACUAAGUAGUGAGAAGGAAGCAAGCAACACUAGCACUGACGGUAGCAAGCCCUCAGCUGAUGCAGGUCACACCAGCAGGCACUGUAUCAACAGGCUAGCUGCAGAGUGUGAAGAAAUAGCAGUGCAGCAGGCAAGGCUGCUCAAGUACCACAUGAGUAAACGUGUUUUCCCACUGCCAACAUUAAGACAGAUGCUUACCUCUGCCCUUUCUACCUGGUCAAGUAGCGCCCCUCUGUGGAGCAUCUACAUACAGGUGGAGAACCGUUACCAUAGUGCUGGCAGGGCACGUCGUUUUUUCCACUCUGUAUCCAGGGACAACAACAGGGUGCUACCACGCCUCUUUGCUAUUGUUGCUGAACAACAAAGGAAGCAGCUGGUGGAUGCUGCUCAGAGAUCUUGUUGCUAUGACGCUGCCUUGCCCAUCAUGCCAGAGAAUGGCCUCAGCAACCGUAUCUGUGGACUGUUUGAAAACGCCAUAACAACUGAGCUGGGUUCUCAUUGUCCUUUACUUUGGAGGAUGUACAUGCACUUCCUGGUGUCAGAAGGAAAGGUGGAUAAAGCCAAAGGGAUCUUCUACAAGGCCUUACAAAAUAUUCCUUGGGCUAAGGGUUUGUACAUGGAUGCAGUUCAGCUAUUUCCUGAGCAUCUCCAGGAGUUUGCAGAUCUGAUGACGGAAAAAGAACUACGACUCCGACUGCCACUUGAAGAACUGGAUAUACUACUGGAGGACUGAGCACACAAACACACGCCAACUUGAGUUUACUUUAAUGGCAGCAUGCCAACCCAUAACUGGACAGACACUCAAACUCAAAAUUAAACAUUCAAAGCUACAGUGUUUAAUUGUGAAGUGUGCAGUGAUCUCUGAAGUUGGGCGUGAUUCUAUCCUUUGUACAUAAAAGCUAUUAUUUGUUUUUAUUAAAAAAACACAGUUUGAUUACCUUACACGGUUAAUA